This is a messenger RNA of Mesorhabditis belari, 348 nucleotides long. The record is from the annotation of a GenBank genome assembly. NCBI's taxonomy places the organism in Eukaryota, Metazoa, Nematoda, Chromadorea, Rhabditida, Rhabditidae.
AUGCCAGUCUUUGAAGAAGUCAAGAACCAACUCAAUGAACUGAGCCCAAUCGCUAGCAACUGCUCGGGUCCUGAGCUUGAUGAAGAGGCAGAGGAGAGGUGUCGAUUCGUGAUUACUGAUCCAAGUUCUGAAAGUUGCAAUGACCGCGUCAUGUUCGGCGCCUGCAGCAUUGAGGCAAUCGGUGAUCAAUGCGGCGAAGAGAAAGCAAAAAGCGGCCUCGCCAAAAUCUCUCUGAUUACGUUGGGUCCCCAAAUUGACACGAUCUCGCAACCUUGCCGCAAAGAAACCAUCGAAAUGCUCAAAUACCUAAUUGAGCAUUAUGAGAGAAUUGAAAUUUCUAACGUUGAA